Molecule: messenger RNA, 1259 nt
Organism: Cornus florida
Lineage: Eukaryota; Viridiplantae; Streptophyta; Magnoliopsida; Cornales; Cornaceae
Product: DNA-directed RNA polymerase V subunit 7
Exons: 4
Coding region: 462-992 (176 amino acids)
Biological process (GO): DNA-templated transcription initiation
Molecular function (GO): single-stranded DNA binding; single-stranded RNA binding
Source: RefSeq, a predicted model, not a curated record
UGAUAAAGAGAGAGACAGACAGUGGGUGUACGAGUGACCCAACUCGGGGAAGCAUCUGAAAAAGCUGAAACGGGUAUUCGUCGCCGUAGCGCUCUACCUCCCGGACGAAUCGUCUUCUGACCAGCAGGGUCGAACGAGAGAAAGAAGGACGAUAGCUCGUCUGACCAAACCCUAUCGCCAGAACCCUUCAGAUGCAGCGUGCUAUUAAUGAUCCAGUUGAUGUGGUCCUUAAUACUGGAAAAAGAAAGAAGGGUGCAACUGAAUAAAAUCCUCCCUUGGGCGUGCUUUUGAUGUGUUCUGCAUCAAAAUUCAGAGGGCCAUAUGUUUAUUCAUACACUAGGACGUCAAAUUCUCUCUCUCUCUAAGGAUGUCAAUUUCACCACUUGAGCUUUUUUUAAUUUUCUCAAACUGCUGUUCGAGAAAUGUUAUAGCUUGCAGGAUUGCAGGUGAGAAUUGAAAAGAUGUUUCUGAAAGUGAGAUUGUCAUGGAAUGUUGUAGUUCCUGCUGAAUGCCUGGAUGCUAAAGGGUUGAUGCUUCAAAGAUCAAUCAUUAUCCGACUGAUGGAUGACUUUUCUGUCAAGAAGGCCACAAAAGAUCUUGGUUAUUUUCUCGCGGUAACAACAUUGGAGAAAAUUGGAGAAGGAAAGGUUAGACAACACACAGGGGAUGUGCUCUUCCCUGUAGAUUUCAGCGGCAUCACGUUUAAGAUUUACAGGGGAGAGAUCUUAGAGGGAGUUGUCCACAAGAUUCUGAAGCAUGGGGCUUUCUUGAGAUGUGGGCCUGUUGAGAACAUGUAUCUCUCUUACCAAAAGAUGCCUGAUUAUCGUUAUGUGCCCGGAGAAAAUCCAAUCUUCAUGAAUGACAAGAUGUCCAAGAUUGAGAAAGACGUGGUGGUGCGAGUCAUUGUGAUUGGCACAAAGUACGUAGAGGCUGAAAGGGAAUUCCAGGCAGUUGUCAGCUUGGAGGGUGAUUUCCUUGGACCUGUUUCAUGAUGAAGUUCCUACUCAAAGAUUCGAUCUUUUGAUUGUCGUCAUAUUAGGAAUGCGACCUGUUCCACAUUUUGUCAUGACUGGACUGGUCUUCUACCAAUGGAAAGUUCUUUAUUGUCUAAUGUUAUGGUGUAAUUUCUGGAUUAGGUGUGGUUUAACUGAUUCUUAGUUGUAAUGCGUUGGUUGCUUUUGGCAUAGUUAGUCUGUUAUGUAAGCAUUGUUCUACUUAUCUGGAUUCCAACAGCAAUGGAAAUAUCAUGUUUUGUUUCA